Cuscuta europaea is the source of this 2282-nucleotide messenger RNA. The record is from the annotation of a GenBank genome assembly. Lineage: Eukaryota; Viridiplantae; Streptophyta; Magnoliopsida; Solanales; Convolvulaceae.
CGCGGAUCUCGUCAGAGUCUCUGGAAUCAUCCUGGCUUUUCGUACUGUUUUUUUUGCUUAGAACACUCUAGAACCCUGAACCUUGCUCUAUUUAUUCCGAGAUUUCCUUUUUACGACCCCAACAGAGUUGCCGCAAACUGAUAAUCCAACCAAUCAUUUUCUAUCGCUUCACCUAAUUGUUCUUUGUGCAUUUGCCAGAAAUGGAUGACUACUUCGACAUGCCACCUGCUGAGGAGAUGGAAGAUAUGGAUCUGCCUGACGACAAUCCGAUAAUUAAGGUCGGCGAGGAGAAGGAGAUCGGAAAUCAGGGCUUGAAGAAGAAGCUUAUUAAAGAAGGGGAAGGCUUUGAGACUCCUGAUUCCGGGGACGAGGUUGAAGUGCAUUACACUGGCACACUGCUUGAUGGGACUAAGUUCGAUUCCAGCCGAGAUAGAGGCGAUACGUUUGAGUUCACUCUUGGUCAAGGACAAGUAAUUAAAGGAUGGGAUCAUGGUAUCAAAACAAUGAAGAAGGGUGAAAAUGCCAUUUUCACCAUACCUCCUGAGCUUGCCUAUGGAGAGUCUGGUUCUCCCCCUACCAUUCCUCCCAAUGCAACAUUGCAGUUUGAUGUUGAAUUGCUGUCAUGGUCAAGUGUUAAGGAUAUUUGCAAAGAUGGUGGAAUUUUCAAGAAGGUUUUGGCUAAAGGAGAGAAAUGGGAAAACCCUAAAGACCCAGAUGAGGUUUUAGUGAAUUUUGAAGUUCGUCUUGAAGAUGGAACUUUGAUCUCAAAAUCAAAUGGACUGGAGUUCACUGUUGGGGAAGGACAUUUUUGCCCUGCUAUUUCUAGAGCUCUUAAGACCAUGAAGAAGGGAGAGAAGGUGCGGCUCACAGUGAAGCCUCAAUAUGGUUUUGGUGAGAAAGGAAAGCCAGCAUCAGCUGAUGAAGGUGCUGUUCCAGCUAAUGCAACAUUGCUAAUUGAUUUGGAGCUUGUUUCUUGGAAGACAGUUACAAAUGUUACUGAUGAUAAGAAAGUUGUGAAAAAGAUGUUGAAAGAAGGGGAAGGAUACGAGCGCCCCAACGAUGGAACUGUUGUAAAAUUGAAAUUGAUUGGAAAGCUGCAGGACGGUACAGUCUUCAUCAAGAAGGGUCAUGAUGCUGAUAGUGAAGAUCAGCUUUUUGAGUUCAAGACUGAUGAGGAGCAAGUCAUCGAUGGAUUGGACAAAGCUGUCAUGACUAUGAAGAAGGGUGAAGUGGCAUCGCUGACCAUUGCUCCCGAAUACGCGUUUGGUUCAUCGGAGACAAAGCAAGACUUGGCUGUGGUCCCUCCCAACUCCACUGUGUUUUACGAAGUAGAGCUUGUAUCAUUUGUUAAGGAAAAGGAAUCAUGGGAUAUGAAAAAUGAUGAAAAAAUUGAAGCUGCUAUCAGAAAGAAAGAAGAAGGAAACGCUCUUUUCAAAGCUGGAAAAUAUGCAAGAGCCUCAAAGAGAUACGAGAAGGCAGGUAAGUUUGUCGAGUAUGACAGUAGCUUUAGUGAGGAGGAGAAAAAGCAAACCAAGGCUUUGAAAAUAUCAUGCAAUCUGAACAAUGCGGCCUGCAAGUUGAAAUUGAAAGAUUACAAAGAGGCAAUUAAACUAUGCACUAAGGUUCUUGAACUAGAGACUACUAAUGUCAAAGCACUCUACCGAAGGGCACAAGCACAUAUGAACAUGGCUGAUCUUGACCUGGCUGAGUUUGAUAUUAAGAAGGCUCUUGAGAUUGAUCCUGACAAUAGGGAUGUGAAAUUGGAAUACAAAGUGUUGAAGGAGAAAGUAAAAGAGUUCAACAAGAAGGAUGCGAAGUUCUAUGGGAACAUGUUUGCUAAGCUGAACGUAACUAAAGCUACAGUGAAGGAGGCAGAACCCAUGAGCAUCGACAGCAAAGCAUAAUUACAGUGGUCAACAAAAGAGUUGUUCUUCUGUUCUUCAGUUUUUAUAUUUUGUCAAAUGACUUUGUACCUGUUAAUUUUAACGGAAUGUUAUUUAGUUUUGGCAUUCUGCAAGUUGUUACUAUUCACUGCAGCAUGGGUAAUGAAUAACUUCUUCCUCUUUCUGAACAAACACUUAUCGUAAAAGGUACAAAUGUGAUGGUGUUACGGAGUCUAACCAAGCCGGUUCUAAUUUUUACGAGAGAAAAUAAUGACGUUUUAUGCUAAAAUGGAAGUGUGUUCAAAUUGUUAAAUCACAAAAGGAGAACGUAUUUUAUGGAAGACUCUUAUGGUUAUUAUUUACAUAUUUACAUAUAAUCUUAUGGAGACUUCACUAAAA